Molecule: messenger RNA, 2999 nt
Organism: Anoplophora glabripennis (Asian longhorned beetle)
Lineage: Eukaryota; Metazoa; Arthropoda; Insecta; Coleoptera; Cerambycidae
Product: TBC domain-containing protein kinase-like protein
Exons: 12
Coding region: 227-2704 (825 amino acids)
Biological process (GO): activation of GTPase activity; protein phosphorylation
Molecular function (GO): ATP binding; GTPase activator activity; protein kinase activity
Source: RefSeq, a predicted model, not a curated record
CAAUGUCAGUUUUAAAGGGGCGAUGAAAAUAAACAUGGAGUUGUAGGGUAAUUGAAUUUAAGAAUUAUUUAUAAAAUGUAACAACUGAACAGUUUAAACAUAUAAAGAUUUAUCUACCGGCUAGUGAUUUUUUAAAUAUAUUGCAUUAGUGUCUAAGUACAAAGCUCUUUUGCAAUAUCAAGACAAUAGUUAAUUUUGUUAUAAAAAUAAUUAAUGUGAUUUCAAAAUGACGGUGGCACUUCUUAAAAAUCCUCAAAUGCAGUUCGGAGCCAUUACUUUCUUCGCAAAACAGCAUAAGGAAGAUACUUGUGGAAGUAAUGGUCUACCUCUCACUCCAAACUCUAUUAUAAUAUAUGGCAGGGCCCAAAUCCUAAAAACUAUAAGGAAUCCGUACCUGUGUCAGUAUUUAGAUAUAAUUAGGGGUAAACAUGAAAGAACAAUAGUUGUAUCGCAAUUUUGUGGAACUCCCUUAUCCAGUUAUAUUGAAAAAGAAAAGUUCAGUAUUGAUGAAAUAAAAAAAAUUGGAUUUCAAAUUUUAUCAGGUUUACAAGAACUCCACAACAGAAAAAUCGUCCAUCGAAAUUUGAGUAGCGAUAAUGUCCUAUUGCAAGAUGGUAAUGUUAAAUUAUUUAAUUAUGGAUUAUAUUAUAUGACAGACAAUGGGAAAUUAGUGUCUUUUCCUAUAAUGCAAAUAUUAUAUACAGCUCCAGAAGUGUAUUUAGAUAGCCCGAAGAGUAAUUUUGCUUAUCCAAAAAUGGAUAUAUGGUCAGUAGGCAUAAUUUUAGCUGAACUGGCCUUAAAGAAACAUUUGUGGCAUUCCUUAAAACUCGGUCAACGAAUACGAAAAAUAUUGAGUCUUGUGCAGUCUAACGGCUCGAUAUUUGAAAGAAUAGCUAGAGAACAUAAUUGCUAUGAAUUAUAUUCGGAACUACCGGAAGAAUUAAAAAAUAUUAUAGAUUCUUGCCUAAGCAUUUAUCCAAAAGAUAGACCGACUUGUGAUGAGCUGCUUGAAAAAGAUAUGUUCAACGAAUAUAAAAAUCUGGGGAAAAUAGAAAAGGGAAGGUUCUUCGAACCUUACGAAAUUUUCACCAUCAAUGAAUUGUACCACUGGUGGCAGCUUGCCGGAGGAGACGUUUUGCAAGAACUUAAAAAGCAGGGACUUAUAAGAUCUAGUCCGCCGAUUCUGUCUCUCCCACAUUUAGUUCUAAUUGAAGGAAACGUGCUGGGUCAAGAAAGAAACCCAGCCACCUUAUACGAUCCACGGAUUGUCAAAAUGCCUCUGGACUCUCUAUAUCAGAGGUUUGAACACAUUCCGUUUGUCUGCUACUACCCCUUAAUUCAGUGUAAAUCCGACAUAAUAGCACAGAUCGAACCUCCACCGUACGACGCCAGCGGUUUGCCUCUUAUCAUCAAAGAAAGGGACCCGGAAUAUCAAUUUCAUCGGGUGAUAUUGCUCCGCAGAUUGUUACAUGGAUACCCCUUUACGCGGGACCUAAUCGUUCAAGAGGCCGAAAAAGACAUACCUCCUCUGCUUAGGGGAGAAAUUUGGGCUGCCCUGUUGCACGUUAAAGGGGAUUACAAGAAACAGUAUUUGAGGAUUGAUAAAACUACGUCCACAGCAACCGAUAGACAGAUAGAAGUAGACAUUCCCAGGUGCCACCAGUACAACGAAUUGUUGUCUUCUACCGAGGGACACAAGAAAUUAAAGAGGAUCCUGAAGGCUUGGGUUUACAAAAACACCCAGUAUGUAUACUGGCAGGGGCUGGAUUCUCUCACAGCUCCAUUUAUUUAUCUCAAUUUUAAUGACGAAGCCAAAGCGUUUGCGUGUCUCUCCGAAUUUGUGCCAAAAUACUUGCACAAGUUUUUCCUCAAAGACAACUCUAUGGUCAUCGAGGAAUAUCUGGCAAAGUUCUCCCAACUUAUAGCAUUUCACGACCCGGCUCUUGCCAACCACCUGUACGAAAUAAACUUCUACCCCCAGCUGUUCGCCAUUCCCUGGUUUCUGACACUUUUCUCACAUGUGUUUCCUCUCUACAAAAUCCUACACCUGUGGGACAAGGUGCUGUUGGGAGAUUCGUCGUAUUCGUUACACAUAGGACUGUCCGUUCUUACACAGCUCAGAGAUCGAUUGUUAAACUCUGGAUUUAACGAGUGCAUUCUACUGUUUUCCGAUCUACCGGAAGUCGAUAUUGAAAAGUGUGUCACCCUGUCUACCAAUACAUUUCAAUUGACCCCGAAAAGCAUAACGGCGAGGGAGCACGAGAACGAGGAAUUCUGUAAAAAGAAUGAAUAUGACAUAUCUGGAGUUGCGUUAGAUGAUUUAAAGAGAGAAAGGUGUCCGAGGAUAAGUGCAACGGAUGUCGUUAGUUUAAUUAGAAACCACCCGGACCAAGUUUUAUUGGUAGAUAUAAGGAACUUAACCCAGUUUAACAGAUCCUCUGUAGUCGGUAGCGUCAACAUCCCAUUUUCCAGUGUUUCUUUCGGCGAGAAUAAAAUUGAAAACGUUGGUCAGCACAGCUCGGCUUUGAAGAACGCAAGAGGUAAAACUGUUGUCGUUAUUGGAAACGAAGAGACCGAUUUGGAAUUAUUUCCGACGUUUUUACUGAAAUGCAACGUGAAAAGGGUUUGCGUACUACACGGAGGAUUCAACGUUCUUCUUUCAAUUUCUCCCUCGAUAUUAGUUUCUCAGAGUCACAACAUAUGAUUGUUACAUUAAUUUCUAACAUUUAAUGUUGGAUGUUUUAUUCAAACGUUUAAGCGGCUCGUCAUACGUUCUUUUUCCUAAUUGCAUUUGCCAUCAGUAAGAUGGAUUGCUAGACGUCUUGAAUUUGUAAGUGUGUAAUUUCAUGUAGAAUUAAAAAAUUUACACUAAUUCUUGUUUGCGUCACACAAUGUGUAUAUUGAUAUGUUUAUAUAAAAUUGAGGAAAAUCAUUACAGAACGUAAUUUAUUGUAUAGAUAAAAUUUUCGUACUAUUUUAUAUGUAAAUUUUACCACCCA